Rana temporaria (common frog) is the source of this 9539-nucleotide messenger RNA. RefSeq names its product E1A binding protein p300 (gene EP300). NCBI's taxonomy places the organism in Eukaryota, Metazoa, Chordata, Amphibia, Anura, Ranidae. Gene Ontology annotation, biological process: positive regulation of transcription by RNA polymerase II. Gene Ontology annotation, molecular function: transcription coactivator activity; chromatin DNA binding; histone acetyltransferase activity. The record is from RefSeq and is a predicted model, not a curated record. Gene Ontology annotation, cellular component: histone acetyltransferase complex; transcription regulator complex; nucleus.
GCCCCUAGUGCCCAAGCUACACACAGUUGCAGGAAGAAACAACAGCCGCCAUUUUGUUUGUGUGUGAGGGAUGGUUUCCGGGCUUGAUAUGUAUACGUACUGCGGCGCCUUUCCACUCACGAAAGAUUAACAGAACAGCACGCGUGUGUUCUUCUAAUCCACCUCGGAGCCGAAAUCUGAGAGAAAAGAGGCCGGGGGAGAUUGCAGAGCGCCAUUCUCCUGCGGUAAGUCCUGGGACAGCCAUCGUCCCUGUGAGCGAUCCUCCUUCUCCCUCUUCUGGCCAUCCUCCUACAUUGAAGCCAUGUAAGGCCCCCAAAUUGCAGGCAGAGAACUUCCCCUAGCGAUUGGACGAUGCAAUCGGUGAGCGGGGACGGGAGCCGGAGGAUGAGCCGAUACUGUGCGCCGUGCUCAGCUCUGUCACCAUCAUAGACCCCAGGGAGCCAUCCGCGGAAUGGUGAUGUACGGAGAGCUCUGCCAUCUUCGUCUCAGCUAUUAAUCUACGUGAAGGGGGGACAUCGCCUGGCCUCACGAUCGUGCUGACAAAAGCUCAGCCCGUCCUUCUCUUAAUGAGGCCUCUCAUCGAUGAACUGUACAUAGAAUCUGCUCAGUCCGGGAAUACAUGGUGCUCAAUGGAAGGCUGUUUCUAGGGAUCUGGAGUGCUGAUCGUAAGAAAACGUCAUGGCCGAAAAUCUGCUCGAUUCUGGGCCUCCUUCGGCCAAGAAGCCCAAGAUGUCUUCUCCUGCUCUGUCUUCCAGUGAUGGGCCAGAUUUUGGAUCAUUUUUUGACUUGGAACAGGAUCUUCCUGAUGAACUAAUUAGCUCAAAUGAGUUUUCCCUGAGCAAUGGUGGAGAUAUUAAUCAAAGUCACAUGAGCCCAGGGAUUGUACCUGAUGCAGCUGCUAAGCAUAAACAACUCUCUGAACUUUUACGGGGUGGAACUGUAAACAUGGUUAUGGGACAGCAAGUGUCCCAGGCUAGCUCUGGUAUGGGGUUUAUGAACAGUAUGGUUAAAAGUCCAGUGACUCAGCCAGGAAUGUCCUCACCAGCUUUGAACAUUGGAGGUAAUGGAGCCAAUUCAGUUGGUCCCUCUCAAACGUUAAAUUCCUCAUCAGCGGGAAUGAUGCUCUCUAUGAACAACCCAAUAGCGCAGCCUAGAAUCGGCAUGAAUUCAGGGAUAAUCGCAGGUGGAAAUGGUCAAAACAUGUCACAAGGACAAAUAAUGAAUGGAUCACUUGGCAUUGGAAGACAUCAAUCUGGUGUGCCAUACCAUAAUCAAGGAAUGGGAAACUUUGGUAACCUUUUAGGAGAGACGAUGCAACAAAGUGGACCACAGAUGGGGGGCCAACCAGGAGCAAGAAGUCCUCAGGCAACAGCCAUAAACAAGCUUGGAAUAAUGAACAAUUCUAAUCCAUAUGGGGCAUCGUAUGGACAGAAUUCAUGUCCACAGGAGGGAACUACAGGGAUUAGUUUGCAAAUGCAGAACAAAGCUGCUCUACGGAAUGUUUCAGAGUUUUCACUGGAAAAGAAACCUGGAACUAACUUGACAAACAUGGAUCAACAGUCAUCUGCUCAGAUUCCCCAAGCCAACAUUGUUUCUGCUAGCCCUCAGAGUAUGGGUCCUAGUGCUCAGCAAGGAAUUGGUUCUGGAGCACCUACAGCAGAUCCAGAAAAGCGAAAGCUGAUCCAGCAGCAAUUGGUUCUUUUAUUACAUGCUCAUAAGUGCCAGAGAAGAGAACAAGCCAGUGGUGAGGUGCGCCAGUGCAACUUACCUCAUUGUCGUACCAUGAAGAAUGUGCUGAACCACAUGACCCACUGCCAGGCUGGAAAGACAUGCCAAGUUGCACACUGUGCCUCUUCACGCCAGAUAAUUUCUCACUGGAAGAACUGUACACGACAUGACUGUCCUGUUUGUUUACCGCUGAAGAAUGCUGGGGAUAAGCGUAACCAACAAUCUUUGUUUGGUAGCCCACCACUACCUGUAGGAUCUACAGGGACUGUGAGUACCGCUGGCAAUGUGAACCAACAGUCAACACCCUCCAUUAAUUCUAAUAGCCAGAUUGAUCCUAGCUCUAUUGAAAGGGCUUAUGCAGCUCUGGGAUUGCCAUAUCAGGGGAACCAGAUGCAGUCUCAAUCCCAUACACAAGCUAAGGGCCCUCAUCCAGGGCAGUCAAUCCAGACUGUUCGCUCUAUGAACUCAAAUGUAAAUUCAAUGGAUGUCAAUGGUGGAAUUGAUGUGCAGAGCUCUAAUUUGCUUCCUGAUUCUGUGCUACAUUUAGGCAUUAACUCUCAAAAUUCUAUGAUUGGUGAUGGUGGGAGUACUUCCAAGCUAGGAUCAAUUCCAGUUGCAAACCCACCGUCUAAUGUUGGAGGCCGGAAACCCUGGCAUGAGGAUAUUACCCAGGACCUGAGAAACCAUCUUGUUCAUAAACUUGUUCAAGCCAUAUUUCCAACACCUGAUCCAGCAGCGCUGAAAGACCGACGAAUGGAGAACCUUGUAGCAUAUGCUCGGAAAGUGGAAGGUGACAUGUAUGAAUCUGCUAAUAGCAGGGCUGAAUACUACCAUUUACUUGCAGAGAAAAUAUAUAAAAUACAAAAAGAGCUUGGAAAACGGCGCAAUCGGAUGCAGAAGCAGUUGGUUCCAAGUGCUUCAGGCAUGUCUUCUACACCUGUUAAUUUUGGCCUGAGUGUGGCCCCAACACAGCCUGUCGUAUCUACCAAUGGUCCAGUCCCAGAUCAAAACAUUCUACGAUCUGCUGUUCAAAACCAAAUGAUUAAUACUAUGCCAAGCCAGCAAGGUAAGACGUUUAGAAUGAGCAGUUUUGGGCAGUCCGGUAUGCCCCUGCAAUCAAUGAUCCAAAGGCAGCAGGCACCAAUAUCGCAGCAGACAGGACAGUCUGCACCCAUGAAUCAGUUGGGAUUUCCUCAGUCGGCGUGUGCACCUCAGGUUCCUCAGAAUCGUUUUGUGUCCCCAAAUCAAUUCCAGGUGUCCUCUUCUGUGUUGAACACUGUGGGUCUGAACUCUUCUGGCAUGCCUAUGCCUCAGUCUGUGAGUCAGAAUUCCCCUGCACAGGGGCAGAACUCUCCUCGUUCUGUGAGUUCUCCAGCGGUACCUCAGGAGUCAGUUGAGAAUCCACUCGAAAGUCGUGUGCAGACACCGGUCCAUCAUAGUUUAUCCCCAGCUCCAAGCCUCAUUUACUGCAUCCCCUCAACAGUUAACACAAGCACCAUUGUCUCGGCCUCCAUCACAAUCAAGUUUGUCAACACCUGUCUCAACUCCUGCACCACCACCACCGCUGCCACCAGCGAAACAUCUGCACUCAAGCCCUUUGCAUUCGGAGUCUACACCUGUUUUGGAAUGCUCUGGAUCAGCCCAUCAACAGCUAAUAGCCCUGAUAACGGUUCACAGCAGAAUGCCCCUGAGCAUUCUCAGAAAGAUGUUAACAUGGAAAUUAAACAAGAAGUAGAAGAACCAGAAACUGUAGAAGCACCUCCUGAGGAGAAGCCAGAGGUUAAAGCUGAAGUUGACUGCAAGCCUGAAGUGAUGGAUUGUGCAGAAAAGAACAGUUUAGCUUCAGAUGUAAAAGAGGAAGAAGAAAAACCAGACAUACCUGCCACACAGUGUUCUCCUGCAGGGAGUCUAAAAGUUUUCAAACCGGAGGAGCUACGCCAAGCUCUCAUGCCUACACUAGAGGUAUUAUACCGUCAAGAUCCAGAAUCUCUUCCAUUUCGUCAACCCGUAGAUCCUCAAAUAUUAGGAAUCCCAGAUUACUUUGAGAUAGUCAAAACUCCAAUGGAUCUGUCAACUAUUAAACGCAAACUGGAUACAGGACAGUACCAGGAGCCAUGGCAGUAUGUGGAGGACAUUUGGCUGAUGUUCAACAAUGCCUGGCUGUAUAAUCGAAAAACAUCCCGCGUUUAUAAGUACUGCUCAAAACUGGCUGAAGUAUUUGAACAGGAGAUUGACCCAGUCAUGCAGAGCUUGGGCUAUUGUUGUGGAAGAAAGCUUGAAUUUUCUCCACAAACGUUAUGCUGCUAUGGGAAACAGUUAUGUACAAUUCCACGUGAUGCUACUUAUUACAGUUACCAAAACAGGUACCACUUCUGUGAAAAGUGCUUCAACGAGAUCCAAGGAGAGAGUGUAUCUCUUGGUGAUGACCCAACGCAGCCACAGACUACCAUCAACAAAGAACAAUUUUCCAAACAGAAAAAUGACACUCUGGAGCCAGAACAGUAUGUGGACUGCCUAGACUGUGGUCGGAAAAUGCACCAAAUUUGUGUUCUUCAUAAUGACACAAUCUGGCCAACUGGUUUUGUUUGCGAUCGUUGCCUAAAGAAAGGUGGCCAAACCAGAAAAGAGAACAAAUUUUCAGCAAAACGGCUUCCUACCACAAGAUUAGGUACAUUUUUGGAGAAUCGUGUGAAUGAUUUUCUACGAAGACAGGCUAAUCCUGAGGCUGGAGAAGUUUCUGUGCGUGUUGUCCACGUCUCUGACAAAACUGUGGAAGUGAAACCUGGCAUGAAAGCCAAGUUUGUGGAUACAGGAGAAAUGGCAGAGUCUUUCCCUUACCGUACAAAAGCCCUUUUUGCUUUUGAAGAAGUAGAUGGUGUCGAGUUGUGCUUUUUUGGCAUGCAUGUACAGGAGUAUGGAUCUGACUGCCCACCACCCAACCAGAGGCGUGUAUACAUCUCUUACCUGGAUAGUGUUCACUUUUUUCAACCAAAGAGCUUGAGGACAGCGGUCUACCAUGAAAUUUUAAUUGGAUACCUUGAAUAUGUUAAGAAACUUGGGUACACGACUGGACAUAUCUGGGCUUGUCCUCCUAGUGAAGGAGAUGACUACAUUUUCCAUUGCCACCCUCUUGAUCAGAAAAUACCAAAGCCCAAACGUUUGCAGGAAUGGUAUAAGAAAAUGUUGGAUAAAGCGGUGUCAGAGCGUAUUGUUCAUGACUACAAGGACAUCUUCAAACAGGCAACAGAAGACCGGCUUACUAGUGCCAAGGAGUUGCCCUACUUUGAAGGAGAUUUCUGGCCAAAUGUAUUGGAGGAGAGUAUAAAAGAAUUGGAACAAGAAGAGGAAGAAAGAAAAAGAGAGGAAAAUACUGUCCUUGAUGAAAGCGUUGAGGUUGGAAAAGGUGAAAGUAAGAAUGCAAAGAAAAAAAACAACAAAAAGACCAGUAAAAACAAAAGCAGUCUGAGCAGAGGGAACAAGAAGAAACCUGGUAUGCCUAAUGUUUCCAAUGACUUGUCACAAAAGCUUUACGCCACAAUGGAAAAACACAAAGAGGUCUUUUUCGUUAUCCGUUUAAUUGCUGGGCCCGCUGCCAACUCCCUGCCCCCUGUCAUAGAACCAGAUCCCUUAAUUCAAUGUGACCUAAUGGAUGGACGUGAUGCCUUUCUAACUCUUGCAAGGGACAAACACUUGGAAUUCUCUUCCAUGCGUAGAUCUAAAUGGUCUACUAUGAGCAUGCUAGUGGAACUUCAUACCCAAGGCCAGGACCGAUUUGUCUACACUUGUAAUGAGUGCAAACACCAUGUAGAGACACGAUGGCACUGCACAGUAUGUGAGGAUUAUGAUUUGUGCAUCACGUGUUAUACGACAAAGACCCAUGAACACAGAAUGGAAAAACUUGGUCUUGGCUUGGAUGAUGAGAAUAGCAACCAGCAGGCAGCAGCAACACAAAGCCCUGGAGAUUCCCGUAGGCUAAGUAUUCAACGCUGUAUCCAGUCCCUGGUUCAUGCUUGCCAGUGUCGCAAUGCCAAUUGCUCCCUGCCAUCAUGUCAGAAGAUGAAGAGAGUGGUACAGCAUACAAAGGGCUGUAAACGCAAGACAAAUGGAGGAUGCCCAAUAUGCAAGCAACUUAUAGCACUUUGUUGCUACCAUGCCAAACACUGCCAGGAGAACAAAUGUCCUGUGCCCUUCUGCCUCAAUAUAAAACAUAAGCUUCGGCAGCAGCAAUUGCAGCACAGGCUUCAACAGGCACAAAUGUUGCGCAGACGUAUGGCUAGCAUGCAAAGAACAGGGGUUGUAGGUGUUCAGCAAAGUCUUCCUUCUCCAAAUUCAACUGGUCCAACAACACCAACUGGACAGCAGCCCCCCAUAUCCCAUACUCCUCAAUCACAAUCUCAGCCUCAACAACUUCCUUGUAACAACUUGCCACCUUAUGGUAUGCAACAUGCUCAUUCCUCCAGCUGUAUGUCACAGGGCAAUCCAACUGCACAAGUAACACCACCGACAUCCCAGGCAGGAUCAGUACAGCAGCCUGGUCCACCUCCAGCUGCUGUGGAGAUGGCUAUGCAGAUUCAAAGAGCAGCAGAAACCCAAAGGCAAAUGGCAAAGUCACAACUUUACCCACCCCCAAUGUCAAACUCUCAUCAAAUGCAGCCCAUGAAUGCCAUGCAGUCUACAGGGAUAAGCACACAAGGAAUACGAGGACCAAUUCUCAUGGAUUCUGGGAUGAGACCUACAGGAAUGGCACAGCCACACCAGCCUUCAUUACCCCAACAACUACCAAGGGUACAAAGUAGACCUCAAAUGAUGCAGCAUAGCAUGCAGAGACCACCUGCAAUGCCUGUACAGCAAGGACAGCAAAUGAACAUUACUCUGCAGGGUAGUAUGGGUCAGAUCCCUGCAGCAAGCCAGGGAAAACAAAGUUCCUUGCCGCAAGCUGCAGUUCUCCGUAAUUUGCGGUCCCCUAGUUCCCCAAUGCAGCAGCAACAGGUACUUAAUAUACUACACUCAAAUCCACAGCUAUUGGCUGCUUUUAUAAAGCAAAGAGCAGCUAAAUAUGCCAGCACCCAGGCCCUACAGAGUGCUGGGAAUAUGCCCGGGAUGCCCUCCCAAGGAAAUCUUCCACAUGUCAUGCACCCCAAUGCAAACAUGCAAAGUGUGAGUCCCAUGCAGGCAGUUGGACAACGGACAUCUAUGCCACAGCAGCCUCAGGCUCCUCAACAACAGACUCUUCAACCUCAAUCAUCUCAACAGACCAUAGCAGGGUUGAAUUCACAGGGCCAACCAAUGAAUAUGAACCAUGCCGGAAUAUCACCGCAGUUUCGUGAGCUUCUGAUCAGACGACAGCAAAUGAUGCAGCAACAGCAGGGAUCUGGUGCUGGGAUGAUAAAUCACAACCAGUUUCAGCAACAUCAAGUCAUGAGUGGGUAUACACAACAGCAGCGCAUUCAUCAUAUGCAAAUGCAACAAGCCCAAGGUAGUAUUGGACAGAUAAGCCAGUUACCACAGGGAAUGUUAAAUGACACGAACAGCAGCUUGCAGACUUUUAAUCAGCGAAUUCUGCACCAACAAGUGGGACCUUCAGCACAACAGAACCUCAUGAGUCCACAGCAACAUAUGUUGUCAGGUCAAGCUCAGUCUCCCCACUUACAGGGCCAGCAGCUCCCUCCUUCAUUAAGCAAUCAAGUUCGUUCUCCUCAACCAGUGUCCUCCCCCCGAUCCCAGCCACCUCACUCUAGUCCAUCACCUUGUAUGCAACCACAGCCCUCUCCCCACAAUGUUUCCCCACAGGCAAACUCUCCUCAUACAAGCAUUGUAGUUGGGCAGGGGAACCCUGUGGAUCAAGGGCAUUAUGGGAGCCCAGAUCGCACAACCAUGUUGUCGCAGUUAUCUGGUCUUCAUGGAGGGGGCAUAUCUGACUUGGGUUUAAAUCCAGAUAACCCGGACCUUAAUCCCAGCCUUUCACAGAGUACACUAGACAUCCACUAAAAACAGUAUGAAAGUAGUAAAAUACGAUUCUUCUUUACUUGGACAAAAGACUAUAACAAAUCUAGAAAUAAAAGUUUAUUUUCUUCUCAUACUGACUUUUUAUACUAAAGAACAGCUGUUUCAGUACUGGGAAUUUGGAAGGGUGAGUGGUAAUGUAGGAUUUGUAAAUAUUUUUUUAGAAUAUAUAUAUAUAUAUAAAUAUAUAUAAUUUUUUUGUAUUAUUAAAAGACUCUGAUGUAUAAAGACCUGCAGAGUGUGGGGAGGGACAUAUAUUAAUAUUCAUGUUUUUGUUAUUAUAAUUAUUGCAAAGAGAAUAUAUUUUCUGUGGCUGGGCCAGCCUCAUGACCUCUUCCUCUUAUUUUUAUUUUUUAUUUUCCCCUCUGCUAAGGAUACACAGUGCAUUUUCCCCAUUAUUUCAGAUGACUUCCAUCUGUUUAUUUUUUUUUUUUUUUUGUUUGUUUUACUGUUUUAUUUUUGUCUUCUUCCUUUUUUUUUUUUUUAUUUUAUUAAAAAUGUCUUUUUAUUUGAGGUUUGUCUUUGUGUUGUCCGGUCUUUAUCCAUGUUUUGUGUCAACAUGUUGGCUUUUGUAUUUAAUCCAUGUUGUGGUAAAUAUUUUCAUCACCCACUAAAUAUUGCUGCAUUCACCAACUUUUGAUCUGCUGUGGCCAUGCUACACAUAUUACUUCUUUUUUUUUUUUCUUCCUGUGUGUGUGUGUGUAUAUAUAUAGUGAAAGAAGCCAAAAACUGUUAUAUAUAAUUUUUUUUUUCAGGCAACCUUCAAAGUGUUCAUGAGCCACAGCAGGAAGGUUUUUCUUUUUUUUCUUUUUUUUUUCUUUUUUUUCCUUGCCCUUACAUUGGGCAAGCAAUAGUUUAAUUUCUUGUUGAUGGCAUGUGAUGAAAGAGCUGUGCUGCAAGUAGAAAUCCUCAGGGGAUGGUUAAAUGCUGUUUAAAUCUGAAGACUACAAUCUUGGCAGGUACAAGGCUUAUUAGGAAUGUUCAUUCACACUUUGGCCUUGCACAUCCUACUAAAGAACCCCAUACAAUGCUUUGCUUAUUUAUGCAGUCUUUAAUGGUAUUUUAUGUCCAUCUUUCAGAUGGGCUAAAUGCUUUCAACUCCAGCUAAACGUUUUUUUUUUUUUUUGGUCAUUUUUGGAUAGAUUAGGGAAGAAUUCAAAUCUUGUCAGGUAUUCAUUAUUGUCUGUGUCCCUGUUAUGGAGAGGUCCAAUCUCCGUUUAUUUUCUUGGAAAGCAUUGUCAAUGGAACUGGGAGUAGUGGGGAAAACCAGAGGCACAGGUGUAGAACCUGUUCUGGCAACAACUCGAGUAGAAUUUCCCCUCAUAUUGGGGAGAUAACCUUUGCACUUCCUGACAUGUUUCUGGAAGCUGAAUUUUAAGGGAGAGCUCUCUGAUGGGGACAUGGAAAUAAAUAAAAUCCUGACAGAGGGUUAAACUCUUCCCCACUGUAGCCCCAUCCUAUAUAACAAUAAGUCUCUGGAAUUCCACCUUCAAUAAUUGUGUAUGUGUGUGAGCUAGAGAGAGAUAGAUGUAUCUAUCUAUUGGUGUGCGUGGGCUAUAUCGCACUCUCUGUUUCAAGAAGUAGCUUAAAGGAGUAUGAUGUGAGAAUUUUAAUGCUAGCUUCCUCUGGUGUCCUGAUUGGCUGUCCUUGGCAAACAGGUAAAAUGGGCCAGUCUCUAUCACCCUCCCAUCUGAUAAUGUGGUGUAAAUUAUGCAUUGAACAUGGGGUCUCAAACUUUAAAUCACUGUACAUAUUGUUGAAAUUUGUUUAUUACUUAUGUAUAAAUAAACUGUGUGAGACAGACAAGA